AUGACUACCGCUCACAGACCUACCUUCGAUCCCGCUCGAGGCAAGGAAACCCUCCGUGGCCCAGCCUACCAUCAACGUCUACUGCCAGCACACACACAACUCAAGUUCCGGAAACCAGGCCAAGGCGGCAGUGCUGACCGCGACACCCGUGAUUUGCGCGCGGAACUCCUGGCCGCCGAGCAGGCACACCACGCCAAGUUGACCGGCGGCCCCGUCCCGUCAAGCAACGACGACGACACCUCCGAUCCCACUCCCGCCAGCCGCGGCGCGAAGCGCGCCCUUGAGGCCGGGUCCACCACAGCAGACGAUGACGAAGACCCCGAGGCGAAACGACGGCGGAUAAUAGAAGAAACGCGGGACAUCGACGCGGACGACUCAGACUCAGACGCCUCUGACAAAGACGAUGAUGAUGACGAUGAUUCGGACAGCGACUCUGACAGUGAUGACGAGGAGGCGGAGCUGCAGCGCGAACUUGAGAGGGUCAAGCGCGAGAGACAGGAAAAGCGCGAGCGAGAGGAGCGGGAAAAGGCCGCUGCGGAGGCGGAGCAGCGGGAGAAGGAGAUUGCUAGGGGCAACCCGCUUCUUAACAACAACAAUGGCCCAAAGACUGACUUCACUGUCAAGAGGAGGUGGGACGAUGACGUGGUGUUCAAGAACCAGGCUAGGGGCACCGAGGAUAAAAACAAGAGCAAGGAGUUUGUGAAUGAUCUGCUGAGGAGUGACUUCCACAAGCGGUUCAUGAGCAACAAUGGUGUUCCGGAAGAGCGCAUUUGCGACCGCAUCUACGCCAGCUUCAUAACAGACAAUAGGAUGGGACCUUUAUGGCCCGUCUCAGCCAGGAGUAUGAAUCAUACGAUCAUGAUCUUCAAAAUCAUCCAAUGA
This is a messenger RNA of Diaporthe amygdali, 882 nucleotides long. RefSeq lists its product as uncharacterized. The record is from RefSeq and is a predicted model, not a curated record. Gene Ontology annotation, cellular component: catalytic step 2 spliceosome. Gene Ontology annotation, molecular function: RNA binding. NCBI's taxonomy places the organism in Eukaryota, Fungi, Ascomycota, Sordariomycetes, Diaporthales, Diaporthaceae. Gene Ontology annotation, biological process: mRNA cis splicing, via spliceosome. The transcript has 3 exons. Bases 1 to 882 code for a protein of 293 amino acids.